AUAAUUGUUGAUGAACCAAGAGUAUACAGAAUCCUCCCCGGUGUUCAACGCAAUACAAAAAUAUAUGUAGAUGAUUUGGGAUAUAAAUAUUAUAAGAAAAAGUUACUAGUUAAUAAAAUAACCUUAAUAUGUGAGCGACAAAGAAAUCGAAGCCGCCCAAUGUGUCAUGGUACAGCAUCUAUAAAUAAAGAUGAGACGGAUAAACGAAUUUUUAUUGGAACUCCUCACAACCAUGAGCCUCAAAUAAUUGACAUGAAUGUUCCAUUAUUGAGAGAUGCUCUGGCUGAAAGAUGUCUAGAUCCAAUUAGAACACAGUCUGUUCGAAGUAUUUAUAACAGUGAAAUAAUCAGGCAUCAAGAAGCAGCUAAAAAUUACUCAUUUAAACAAACACAAGCAAGAGUGAAAAGAAUGAGAAGAUUACGAUUACGACGAUCAGUAAGUUGCAUUAAUAUAUUUUAUGUUAUCAUGAAAAACAAUAGUUAGAAAAAGGUGUCAUUCAGUGGCAUAACUAGGAGGGACUUCAUCUCCCAUAAUUUUAAAACAGUGACCUAUAUCAUGUCAUUGGAUUGGAAAUUUGAAUACCCAUAAUUAUGUUGGGAAAUGCUAAAAAACCCAUUUUGUUAUAGAAUUUUGUUUCUAGAAUUUUUUAGUUUUAUUUGUUAAUGUCGCAACAUCCCACAAUUUAACAUCUUUGAUAUCCUUGAUAGUUGAUAUUCUUGAAGUAACACUUACCAU
Diuraphis noxia (Russian wheat aphid) is the source of this 735-nucleotide messenger RNA. RefSeq lists its product as uncharacterized. Lineage: Eukaryota; Metazoa; Arthropoda; Insecta; Hemiptera; Aphididae. The record is from RefSeq and is a predicted model, not a curated record.